GGACCCCUCGGCCCAGCUCCACCGUGGUCAAGAUGGAGACCGCCCUCGCCGCCCAGCGCCAGGCGGAGAACAGCCUUGUGAAGGUGGAGGCCGGCCUCACCUCUGUGACUGUCCCUGAGGGGGGCCGGGUGACCCUGGAGUGCCGGUUUGAAGCCCCAUCCGGGGCCCGGGUCACCUGGAGCCGAUCCUGUUCUCGGAACUGCAGCGAGCCCAUCCUGGUGGCCAAUGGCACCGGCCCCCAGCGCAGUGUGGCAAUCACCACGAGCGCCGGCGUCUCCGUCCUCGCCUUCCACCCCGCCAAGAAGGGCGACAUCGGCCUGUAUUUCUGCCAGGUGUACACGGACGAGGCCUCGGGCCAGUCAUGCGGCACCUACCUGCGAGUCCGCAAACCCGUCCCGGUUCCCUUCCUGAACAUGCGGGAAUCCACCAAGAACCAGCUGAUCACCGCCGAGGGCAUCCUACUCCUGUUCUGCGCCGUGGGGCCCGGAGUCUUCCUCCUCUUCAGGAAGAGGUGGGAGAAUGAGCGGCUGCUGCAGUCCAAGAAGAACGAGUAUGAAGAGGAGAAUCUGUAUGAGGGCCUGAACCUGGACGAGUGCUCCAUGUACGAGGACAUCUCGCGGGGCCUGCAGACCACCUACCAGGACGUGGCCAACCUCCGCGUGCUCGACAUGCAGCUGGAGAAGCCGUGAGGGGGGCACCGGCCGUGACCCGGGGCCUCUUGGUGCCAGCUGGGUCCCUGGGUCUGGUCUCUCCACGGCGGUUUGUUCCAGGGUGCUACGGGAGGCCUCUGCCACAAGCCUGCGUCACCCUGAUUG
Messenger RNA from Terrapene triunguis (Three-toed box turtle), 815 nucleotides. RefSeq names its product CD79a molecule (gene CD79A). Bases 33 to 689 code for a protein of 218 amino acids. NCBI's taxonomy places the organism in Eukaryota, Metazoa, Chordata, Testudines, Emydidae. Gene Ontology annotation, cellular component: membrane; external side of plasma membrane; B cell receptor complex. The record is from RefSeq and is a predicted model, not a curated record. Gene Ontology annotation, biological process: B cell differentiation; B cell receptor signaling pathway. Gene Ontology annotation, molecular function: transmembrane signaling receptor activity. The transcript has 4 exons.